This is a messenger RNA of Nomascus leucogenys (northern white-cheeked gibbon), 7906 nucleotides long. NCBI's taxonomy places the organism in Eukaryota, Metazoa, Chordata, Mammalia, Primates, Hylobatidae. The record is from RefSeq and is a predicted model, not a curated record.
AUGCGCGCCCGCGGCGCUCCAUCCCAAACACACACACAUUUUUCCCCCGGACUUGGAAAGUCACCCAAAGCCGCCCCAAGUGCAGGCAAACAGACCUUGCUGACUGAAGGCAAAGACUCCUCCAUCCCACCUGCCCUCCCAGCUGCCACGGCCAUCGACCCCUCCUUUACAAGGGGCUCCUGCAACUCCCCAGCGGCGCGUGUUGGAAUGGACUUCGAACCCUGGCCUCUUGGGAUGCAAAGGAUGAAGUGACACCCCCAGCUACAUCCGAGGAGGCUCUGGGACCCGCUACGAGAGUUUUGGACCAAGGAGAAGAGAAUGGAUCUUAGAACAGCUGAGGGCACCCGGUGCACGGACCCGCCUGCAGGCAAGCCCGCCAUGGCGCCCAAGCGCAAGGGUGGUCUGAAGCUGAACGCCAUCUGUGCCAAGCUGAGCCGCCAGGUGGUGGUGGAGAAGCGAGCUGACACCGGCUCCCACGCGGAGGGCAGCCCAUCGCGGCCCCGGGACCAAGAGCGCAGUGGCCCUGAGUCUGGGGCAGUCCAGGCCCCCCGCAGCGAGGAAGACAAGAGACGGGCGGUGAUCGAGAAGUGGGUGAACGGGGAGUACAGCGAGGAACCGGCACCCACACCCGUGUUGGGGCGGAUUGCCCGCGAGGGCCUGGAGCUGCCUCCUGAGGGUGUCUACAUGGUGCAGCCCCAGGGGUGCAGCGAUGAGGAAGACCACGCGGAGGAGCCCUCCAAGGACGGUGGUGCCCUGGAGGAGAAGGAUUCGGACGGGGCAGCCUCCAAGGAGGACAGCGGCCCCAGCACCAAGCAGGCUUCAGGAGAGGCCUCCUCGCUGCGGGACUACGCGGCCUCCACCAUGACCGAGUUCCUCGGCAUGUUUGGCUACGACGACCAGAACACGCGGGACGAGCUAGCCAGGAAGAUCAGCUUUGAGAAGCUACACGCAGGCUCCACCCCGGAGGCAGCCACCUCCUCCAUGCUGCCCACCUCCGAGGAUACCCUCAGCAAGCGGGCGCGGUUCUCUAAGUAUGAGGAGUACAUCCGCAAGCUGAAGGCUGGCGAGCAGCUCUCCUGGCCGACCCCCAGCACCAAGACCGAGGAGCGGGUGGGCAAGGAGGUUGUGGGCCCCCUGCCCGGCCUGCGGCUGCCCAGCAGCACAGCCCACCUGGAGACCAAGGCCACCAUCCUGCCCCUGCCUUCGCACAGCAGCGCCCAGAUGCAGAACCUGGUGGCCCGGGCCUCCAAGUAUGACUUCUUCAUCCAAAAACUGAAGACCGGCGAGAAUCUGCGGCCCCAGAACGGGAGCACCUACAAGAAGCCAUCCAAGUACGACCUGGAGAAUGUCAAGUACCUGCACCUCUUCAAACCCGGGGAGGGCAGCCCCGACAUGGGCGGGGCCAUCGCCUUCAAGACGGGCAAGGUGGGGCGCCCCUCCAAGUACGACGUCCGGGGCAUCCAGAAGCCAGGCCCCGCCAAGGUUCCGCCCACCCCCAGCCUGGCUCCCGCACCCCUCGCCAGCGUGCCCAGUGCCCCCAGCGCCCCCGGGCCAGGGCCAGAGCCUCCUGCCUCCCUGUCCUUCAACACUCCCGAGUACCUGAAGUCAACCUUCUCCAAAACAGACUCCAUCACCACGGGGACCGUCUCCACUGUCAAGAACGGACUGCCCACAGAUAAACCAGCCGUCACUGAAGAUGUAAACAUUUACCAGAAAUAUAUUGCCAGGUUCUCGGGCAGCCAGCACUGUGGCCACAUCCACUGUGCCUACCAGUACCGCGAGCACUACCACUGCCUUGACCCUGAGUGUAACUACCAGAGGUUCACGAGUAAGCAGGACGUGAUCCGCCACUACAACAUGCACAAGAAGCGCGACAACUCCCUGCAGCACGGCUUCAUGCGCUUCAGCCCGCUGGACGACUGCAGCGUCUACUACCACGGCUGCCACCUCAACGGGAAGAGCACCCACUAUCACUGCAUGCAGGUGGGCUGUAACAAGGUGUACACAAGCACGUCCGACGUGAUGACCCACGAGAACUUCCACAAGAAGAAUACCCAGCUCAUUAACGACGGCUUCCAGCGCUUCCGAGCCACCGAGGACUGCGGCACAGCCGACUGCCAGUUCUACGGACAGAAGACCACACACUUCCACUGCAGGCGUCCCGGCUGCACAUUCACUUUCAAGAACAAGUGUGAUAUUGAGAAGCACAAGAGCUACCACAUCAAGGACGAUGCCUACGCCAAGGACGGCUUCAAGAAGUUCUACAAGUACGAGGAGUGCAAGUACGAGGGCUGCGUGUACAGCAAGGCUACCAACCACUUCCACUGCAUCCGCGCCGGCUGCGGCUUCACCUUCACCUCCACCAGCCAGAUGACCUCUCACAAGCGCAAGCAUGAGCGCCGGCACAUCCGCUCCUCGGGCGCGCUGGGGCUCCCGCCCUCGCUGCUGGGCGCCAAGGACACGGAGCAUGAGGAGUCCAGCAACGACGACCUUGUCGACUUCUCCGCCCUGAGCAGCAAGAACUCCAGCCUGAGCGCCUCCCCUACCAGCCAGCAGUCCUCUGCGUCCCUGGCUGCCGCCACUGCCGCCCCCGAGGCUGGGCCCAGCGCCACCAAACCUCCCAACAGCAAGGUCUCGGGGCUGCUGCCCCAGGGCCUGGCCGGCUCGAUCCCCCUGGCCCUGGCCCUCUCCAACUCGGGCCUGCCCACCCCCACGCCCUACUUCCCCAUCCUGGCUGGCCGUGGGAGCACCUCCCUGCCCGUGGGCACCCCCAGCCUCCUGGGUGCCGUGUCGUCUGGGGCAGCAGCCUCAGCCACCCCUGAAACGCCCACGCUGAUCGCCUCGGGAGCUGGAGACUCGGCCCCCGCGGCUGCCGCCUCUGUCCCGGCGCCGCCCGCCUCCAUCAUGGAGCGGAUCUCCGCAAGCAAGGGCCUCAUCUCGCCCAUGAUGGCCAGGCUGGCUGCAGCUGCCCUCAAGCCCUCUGCCACCUUUGACCCAGGAAGCGGGCAGCAGGUCACCCCAGCCAGGUUCCCCCCGGCCCAAGUGAAGCCGGAACCCGGUGAGAGCACCGGCGUCCCAGGCCCCCACGAAGCCUCCCAGGACCGCAGUCUAGACCUGACUGUGAAGGAGCCCAGUAAUGAAUCAAAUGGCCACGCAGUCCCGGCAAAUUCAUCUCUUUUAUCCUCGCUUAUGAAUAAGAUGUCUCAGGGCAGCCCUGGCCUGGGCAGCCUGCUGAACAUCAAGGCGGAAGCGGAGGGGAGCCCCGCUGUGGAGCCUUCGCCCUUCCUAGGCAAGGCCGUGAAGGCGCUGGUUCAGGAGAAGUUGGCAGAGCCCUGGAAGGUGUACCUGCGCAGGUUUGGUACAAAGGACUUCUGUGACGGCCAGUGUGACUUCCUCCACAAGGCCCACUUCCACUGCGUGGUGGAGGAAUGCGGCGCACUCUUCAGCACCUUGGACGGGGCCAUCAAGCACGCAAACUUCCACUUCCGGACAGAGGGAGGAGCAGCAAAAGGAAACGCAGAGGCUGCCUUCCCGGCCUCGGCUGCCGAGACCAAACCUCCCAUGGCCCCCUCGUCCCCUCCGGUCCCUCCUGUCACCCCGGCCACGGUGUCCUCUCUGGAGGGGCCCGCUCCCAGCCCCGCCUCCGUGCCCUCCACCCCCACCCUGCUUGCCUGGAAGCAACUGGCUUCCACCAUACCCCAGAUGCCUCAGAUCCCAGCGUCAGUGCCUCACCUGCCCGCCUCGCCCUUGGCAACGACUUCUCUAGAGAACGCCAAGCCCCAGGUCAAACCCGGAUUCCUCCAGUUCCAGGAGAACGAUCCUUGCCUCGCCACGGACUGCAAGUACGCCAACAAGUUCCACUUCCACUGUCUCUUUGGGAACUGCAAGUACGUCUGCAAAACGUCUGGCAAGGCCGAAUCCCACUGCCUGGACCACAUCAAUCCCAACAACAACCUGGUGAAUGUGCGAGACCAGUUUGCGUACUACUCUCUGCAGUGUCUCUGUCCCAACCAGCACUGCGAGUUCCGAAUGCGUGGGCACUACCACUGCCUCCGCACCGGCUGCUAUUUCGUGACCAACAUCACCACCAAGCUCCCCUGGCACAUCAAGAAGCAUGAGAAGGCGGAGCGGCGGGCAGCCAAUGGCUUCAAAUACUUCACCAAGCGCGAGGAGUGUGGCAGGCUAGGUUGCAAGUACAACCAGGUGAACAGCCACUUCCACUGCAUCCGGGAGGGCUGCCAAUUCUCCUUCCUCCUCAAGCACCAGAUGACCUCCCACGCGCGGAAGCACAUGCGGAGGAUGCUGGGGAAGAACUUCGACCGCGUGCCCCCCUCCCAGGGCCCCCCAGGCCUGAUGGAUGCUGAGACAGAUGAGUGCAUGGACUACACUGGCUGCAGCCCAGGCGCCAUGUCCUCUGAGUCGUCCACCAUGGACCGGAGCUGCUCCAGCACCCCCGUGGGUAAUGAGAGCACCGCGGCAGGGAACACCAUCUCCAUGCCGACAGCCUCGGGGGCCAAAAAGCGCUUCUGGAUCAUCGAGGACAUGUCGCCCUUCGGCAAGCGGCGGAAGACGGCGUCCUCCCGGAAGAUGCUGGACGAGGGCAUGAUGCUGGAGGGCUUCCGGCGCUUCGACCUCUACGAGGACUGCAAGGACGCAGCUUGUCAGUUCUCGCUCAAGGUCACCCACUACCACUGCACGCGCGAGAACUGCGGCUACAAGUUCUGCGGGCGCACGCACAUGUACAAGCACGCGCAGCACCACGACCGCGUGGACAACCUGGUGCUGGACGACUUCAAGCGCUUCAAGGCCUCACUCAGCUGCCACUUCGCCGACUGCCCCUUCUCGGGCACCAGCACGCACUUCCACUGCCUGCGCUGCCGCUUCCGCUGCACCGACAGCACCAAGGUCACGGCGCACCGCAAGCACCACGGCAAACAGGACGUGAUCAGCGCCGCGGGCUUCUGCCAGUUCAGUUCCAGCGCCGACUGCGCCGUGGCCGACUGCAAGUACAAGCUCAAGUGCUCGCACUUCCACUGCACCUUCCCGGGCUGCCGCCACACGGUGGUGGGCAUGUCGCAGAUGGACUCGCACAAGCGCAAGCACGAGAAGCAGGAGCGCGGCGAGCCCGCGGCCGAGGGCCCCGCGCCCGGGCCUCCCAUCAGUCUGGACGGCUCCCUGUCGCUGGGCGCCGAGCCGGGCUCGCUGCUCUUCCUGCAGUCGGCGGCCGCCGGCCUGGGCCUGGCGCUGGGCGACGCGGGCGACCCCGGCCCGCCCGACGCCGCCGCCCCCGGGCCGCGCGAGGGCGCCGCCGCCGCCACCGCAGCUGGGGAGUCGUCUCAGGAGGACGAGGAGGAGGAGCUGGAGCUGCCGGAGGAGGAGGCCGAGGACGACGAGGACGAGGACGACGACGAGGACGACGACGACGAGGACGACGACGAGGACGACGACGAGGACCUGCGCACCGACUCGGAGGAGUCGCUGCCCGAGGCGGCGGCGGAAGCGGCGGGCGCGGGCGCGCGGACCCCGGCCUUGGCGGCGCUGGCGGCCCUGGGCGCCCCCGGCCCCGCGCCCACCGCCGCCUCCUCGCCCUAGCGGCGCCCGCGGGUGGCCCUGGUGGCGGCCUCGGGAGCGGCGCCGCCCCGCGCGAAGCGGCCCGUGGGCAGAGCCCCGCGCCCCGCCGGUGCUUCCGGACCCCGAGUCCGUCUCAGGACAGAGGCGGGGACCCCUCUGGUGCUCCGCGGCCGAGGACACAGGCGGCGGCGGUGGCCCUGCUCUAGGGAGGCCGGGUCUCUUCAGGGAAACAGAAGGUGCUCUUGUCCCGGGGUAGGGAACCGAGGAGCAGGGGUCCCCGGGCGAAUGGGGCGCAGCUCCCGGCCGCUGCCCCGGCGCCCCUCCCCGCGGCCGAUUCGGCCCCGCGACCAUUGCUCAGGACUGGGACGGGCGCUGGGGGCCACUGGGACCCCCACCCCGCGCCACCAGGGCGGGGUGGCUCCUGGAGCCGCUGGCGGGGCCUCCCUCAUGCAGCUAGGAUCCUCCCCCCUGCCCGGGGGGAGACGGGCAGAAGGCGGUCAGCACGGGUGACACUACAGGGACCGUGGAGGAAGCCUCAUGGGAGUAGCAGCCACGGAGCUCCAGCUCAGCCCCAUCCCAGGGCCCAGCUGCUCCCCCAGGCCUGGGUCGGGUCUGUUUGGUGACUCCCUGGCCCCAGCCUCCGCCCCAGGGAAACCGAGGCUGCGUCCAAAACCCAGAGUAGCCCGCUGGGGGCCAGGGCGGGGUCUCCGCCACCCUGGUGGUGCAAACAGGAAGGAUGCGCCUGGUUUUGGCUUUAAUAUUCAAAAUGGAAAAAAAUACAAGAAAGUUGUACAGUAUUUUUCCUGUAAAGGUUAUUAUUCUACAUAGAACAAAAAGGAAGAAAGCAGGCGUGGUGAGAGUGCAGACCCGCCUGGGCCCGGCCUGAGGUUGGAGGCUCAGUCCCGUUUAUCCUGUGGGAUUUGGUCCAGCGUUUUUUGUAGAGGCCUUAACAGUUUGAGGCUGUCUGUCUUCACACUAGCACUGAUGGGAGCUGCGUGAUUCCAACUCUUAACUUGAAUUUUGUAGAGACAAGAAAAAAGGACUAUUACUGUUGAUCCAAGUUUGUAGUUAAUUUAACAUUUGAGUUCUCUCUUGGUGAUGCGUGUGGCUUUAUAGGGCUUUUUUUUUUUCCAGUUUGUUUUAUUACUUUGUUUGGGAUGCUUCUUUGCUGGUGCAGUCUACCCAGAUUGGGUUCCCUUUGCAAAACAUCCCCCUUCCUGGAGAUGAUGAGGCCAUCGAAGCCCGGGCCGGGGCCUGACCUGGCAGGCACACACCUGGCUGGUGGCUCUGAGGUCCCCGGGGACUGAGUCCCCUGCGAGGGCAGGCUGCCCAAGGCCACACCUGCCCACCUUCCCUACUCCAGGCCACCAGCUGGUGUCAGAUUGGGCCACCAGGAGAGAACAGGCCUAGGAGGGAAUGGAAGGCUGGCGGGGAGGCUGUCACCCAGAAGCCUCCUCCCCAGAGGCCUCCAGGAGGAACCUGGCUCAACUGGGGGCAGUGGUUUACUUUUCCCUUUUUUCUUCCUUUCUUUUGUUCUCUCGGCUGCCCACAGCCAGAAAGCCAGGACCACCUGAACUGGACAGGGAGCAGGGAGGGAGGAGUGGUCGCACGGAGCGUACCUGAUUCAACAGGAAAUCAGUUGUUUUCUAAAAGAGCCCCCACCAGAGCCUCCUGAACUCUGUGGGCACCACGUGCUGCUGUGAGCAUCUGCCCAGACAGUGACCCGCCACGGGCCCCAGGCGUCUGUGGAAGGAGUUUUGUAAAGGAAAAAAAACACACACACACAAACAUUUUUUCAAUGUAGCAAAAUCAAACUUAAAAAAAAGAAGAAAAGAAGAAGAUGCCGACAGUGCGAAGUCUAGCCUUUUGUAACCUUCAUAUUGCACACUAGGACUAUAAGCCAUUGCUAGCUCAUUUUGAAUUUUAACGUGUAAUUUUUGUUUUAUUUUCUUUCUGUGGGGAAACAAUGCUUGAUCCACCAAUGCUGUUUUUAAUGUUUUAUAACUAUGUAUGUGUAUAUAUAUAAAUAUCAAAUAAUAUGUAUGCACAUAUGUGUGUGUAUAUAUCUAUAUGUAUAUACAUAUAUAGAUAUAUAGAGAUAUAUAGAGAGGUUUUGAGACAAAAAAAAUACAGAACGUGAAACCCGAACUGAACAGCGUGUGCUCUGAUUACUUGAAUCUGGUCUCCUCGGCACCUGGUUAUUAAGAACUGAAUAUUUUUCCACUUGAAUUUAGUGCUAUUAGAAAUUUAAUAUAUGUGUUUUAUUUAUUUGAUUUUUUUUUUGCAUGACUGAUGCAAGGUUUGACAUUUUCACUCAAUAAAAACUGGAAAAAAA